Eriocheir sinensis (Chinese mitten crab) is the source of this 2503-nucleotide messenger RNA. Its product is annotated as DNA polymerase beta-like. Lineage: Eukaryota; Metazoa; Arthropoda; Malacostraca; Decapoda; Varunidae. Gene Ontology annotation, cellular component: nucleus. The transcript has 8 exons. Gene Ontology annotation, biological process: double-strand break repair via nonhomologous end joining. Gene Ontology annotation, molecular function: DNA binding; DNA-directed DNA polymerase activity. The record is from RefSeq and is a predicted model, not a curated record. Bases 300 to 1301 code for a protein of 333 amino acids.
CUGUGAUACGCUAUAACUUUACGAGUUGAGCAGCCGUUACAAAGGCCUGAGAAAUUUCGUCAGUCGUCACCUCAUCUGUAACAUCAAGAUUAAGCAGCCCUGUCCAUAGCCACUACGAUUUGCUUAAUAUAUACACUUGAUGCCACUUGCAAGGAGCAUAUUGGACUAAACUAACCAGGUGGCUGUAAAUCACAAAGCAGUCACCUUCCUGCACAGGCAUCGGAAUCAGCACAGAAUCUUUGCGGGUCGCUGAAGCAAGAUAACACACACACAAACAAGACCUGACCAGCGUCUCCAGAAUGAGCAGCAAACGCAAGGCUCCCUCGGCAGAUGGGAACCCCAACGCUGACAUCUGUGACAUGCUCAUUGAACUUGCAGAUUAUGAAAAAAAUGUAAAUCGGAACAUCCACAAAUACAACGCCUACCGAAAUGCAGCUUCUGUCAUUGCCCAGCACCCAACCCGCAUCACAAGUGGGAAGGAGGCCCGGCAGCUGAAGGGAGUUGGUGAUAAAAUUUCCAAGAAAAUUGAUGAGUUUCUCAACACAGGAAAACUGGAAAAGUUAGAAAAGAUCCGAGCAGAUGACACCAAUGUUGCCAUCAACCUUCUGACUCGAGUGUCAGGCAUAGGUCCUGCCAAAGCCAAGGAACUGGUGGCGGAGGGCAUCACCUCCUUAGAGGAUCUCCGCAAGCACCAGGACAAACUUACCCACCAUCAGCAAAUUGGACUGAAAUAUUUUGAAGAUUUUGAGAAGAGGAUACCCAGAGAAGAAAUUGAGCAAAUUGAGAAACUUUUAAAGAAAUACACAAGUGCAAUAGAUACUGAAUAUUUGAUCACUAUCUGUGGCAGUUACAGACGUGGGGCGUCCAGCAGUGGGGAUGUGGAUGCCCUGCUGACCCACCCGUCCUACACUUCAGAGGCCACCAAGGCUCCCAAAAUGCUGAGUCAGGUGGUGAAGGAGUUGAAAAACAAAGAGCUGGUUACAGACACCCUGUCCAUGGGAGAUACAAAGUUUAUGGGCGUGUGUCUCCUGAGGCAGGGGCUGCCCUACAGGCGGCUGGACCUUCGUCUGUUGCCCCAUGAUCAGUAUUUCUGUGGGAUCCUUUACUUUACUGGUUCUGAUAUGUUCAACAAAGCUAUGCGAGCUCAUGCACUGGAGCAGGGAUUCACACUCAACGAAUACUGCCUCAGGCCAUUAGGCAGCACUGGUGUUCCUGGUGAAGUUCUACCUGUGACUUGUGAGGAAGAUGUCUUUGAUUACAUCAGUUACACGUACAAGGAGCCUCAUCAGCGAAACAUGUAGAAUAUGGAAAAUGUCAGCAGUCCUACAUUUUCAAGAGUAAAUUUCAUAGUCAUCUCUUCGUCUUAACCUCAUCAUUAAGCUUCAGGUGUGUAUAAAUGUAAAGUACAUGGAAGGUUCAUAAUAAAUAGUGUAUUAGUCAUAACAAUUUUUUCCAAAAAUUCACAGAUGCAUUAGGACAAUUACUUAAAAUCAGAUGUGGUCUUCCUCCCCUUCCUCAUUGUUUGUUGAUCAGUCUUGAAGAAGUGAUUUUCUCUACUAGACAUUGGUAUGGUAUUGUAUAAUUCUUUUUUGGAGUAUUAUAAAAUCCCUCAGUGGAGAUGAAAAAAAUUACUCUAAUCCAGCAAACUGCAUGACAUGCAGAGAGUACUUACUGGUUGCUUUUCUUUUACUCAAAUUGCUACACAUUAAUUCAGUUAGAAUGAUUACUUUCAAAAGUGUUUUUUUUUCUUCACCAAUCCAACUUGGGCAGGUGGCACUUGUAGCCAUGGUAGGCAGUCUACCUAGGAGAGGAACAACUCUGACUACAAACCUGGUGGAGCUCAUUAACCAUGGUAGGCAAACCACCUAGGCCCUCAGCUGAAACGUGAUGUUGCCUGCAGGAAGGUCAUUUUAUAAUGAGGAGGUGGUGGCUGAGUGGUCAGCAUGUGGGUGUGGUGAGCCCAAGGAGGCAAGGAUCUAGGUUUGAGUCCCACCGAAAGGACGCUGACAAUUUUCAACCAUCACUGCGUGGUGGAAGGUUACCCACAUGCUGCCCAGAUCUUAAGUCAAUCCUAUCUACAGGAACUGUUCUAGUGGAGCACUGAGGGGUAGCAUGAGAACCAUAUAUCACAGCAGCCACUAUUAAUAGAAUUUGCCUACACCACUACUGGGCUGAUGUCAAAUAAGAGGCCCCUCAAGAGAGUCUACUGGCACUAAGGAAGCACCUACAGGAAAAAAAAAAAAAAAAAAAAAAAAAAAUCCAAGGCAGGAAAGUCCCGCUCCAAACCAAGAUGAGUGACGACAACAUCUACAUCAACCCGUCCAACCCCAUAGGAGAAAAUAAGGAUGUUAAACAAAGAAAAAGAAAGAAGUAUUGAUUCUUAACUGUUUACUUUUACUAUUUUUAUUAGGUUAUGUACUUGUGCAUGUCUCCUUGUCAGUUAUGAACUACAUUCUUCAUUUCAUAUUCCCACUGAAUAAAGUGAAAAUCAGUACUUUAGAAA